Molecule: messenger RNA, 1056 nt
Organism: Thlaspi arvense
Lineage: Eukaryota; Viridiplantae; Streptophyta; Magnoliopsida; Brassicales; Brassicaceae
Source: the annotation of a GenBank genome assembly
AUGGAGAUCACUGACGGCAAAAGGAGGAUUACUACUUACAUUCCAGAAAAUUACAUCAGCAUCCUUCAGCUCCGGGAGCGUUGGAUCAACGAGAAAGAGCGGAAGCGAAAGGAAGAAGAAGAAAAAGAAAAAGAAGAGGAAGAGAGACGACGGAAACAACUGGCUGAAGAACAGCAAAGGAUAGAAGAAGAUCUGAAGAAAUCGGAGAUUAAAGGAAAACGGGAGGAUAUCGAUGAAAAGCGUUUGAGUCUAAGUAAUCGGAAGCACUGGGGCGAAAAUAGAAAGGAUAAGGAGUCGUCUAUUGACGGCGGAGAAUCAAUAUGCGCCGAGAAUGGGGCAACGGAGGCGAUCGGGAGCGAGAGAGUUGAAGAUGCGGCUCCGAGAGAUGAGGGUUUACCGAUGAAGAAUAGGGGGCGUAGGAAACGAUAUAAGAAGAAGGAAAAUAAAGAUGUGGCGGCUGUGAAGGAAGAUGUCGUCGACGAGUGUGGUUCAAUCGCGCCGCCUGAGUACGUCGUGGCGGAGAAUAAUACACCGGCGAAAGACGCGACUUGGGUUUACAGGAAGAAACCAGAAGAGGCGACGGGAAAUAAAACUGUUACGGACAUGGAAACUCAUUCUGAGGAUCUUUUUAUCAAAAGAGGAGAAACCAAAAACCUAAAGGCACAAACCAGAUCGAGUCACCGUAAUCGGUUAAACCAGAGGCAUGAUUUGCAUCCUCAGCGUGUGGCUGUAGAAGAGGUUGUCGGCGAAUGUGGAACGGAGAAAUAUGCUUCGGUGAAAGAUGGGAUUCGAGUUCAUAGAAAGAAGGGAGAAAAAGCCAUGGGGAAGAUAAGUGUUGAAUCUCGUAAGAAUGCUGUUAUUAUGGAUGAUGCGACGGCCAUAGAAACACAAUUUGAGCAUCUCUCAAUCAAAAGUGGAGAAACCGAAACCAAAAAUCGGAAGGCACAAACCAAAUCGAGUAACCGUAACCGGCCAAACCAGAGGGAUGCUACAAUGGUGUGGGUGAAGAAAGAGCAAAACGAGAGAGAUGGUGAUGGUAUUGGAAAUGGCGUGUAG